AUUUCUGACACACUGAAGCGGUUUGCAGUAAAAGUGACCACCGCCAGCGUGAAGGAACGGAGAGAGAUCCUCAGUGAGCUGGCAAAAUGCAUUUCUGGGAAAGAUCUUCCAGAGGGUGCAGUGAAAGGCCUUUGCAAACUCUUCUGCCUAACUCUGCACCGAUACCGCGAUGCAGCGUCCCGCAGAGCCCUGCAGCUGGCGCUUCAGCAGCUCGCGGAAUCCCAGCCCGAUGCAACAGCAAAAAACCUGCUGCAGUCACUUCAGUCUUCAGGGAUCGGUGGCAAGGCUGGAGUUCCCAGUAAGAGCAGUGGAUCUGCAGCUCUGCUAGCGCUCUCCUGGACAUGCCUGCUUGUACGCACAGUCUUUCCAACACCUGACAAGAGACAGGGAGAAACAUGGAAAAAACUGGUGGAGGUUCAGUGUUUGCUCCUUUUGGAAGUCCUGGGAGGCUCUCACAAGCAGGCGAUAGAUGGAGCCGUGAAGAAAUUGAACAAGCUUUGGAAAGAGAACCAAGACCUGGUGGAUCAGUACCUCUCUCUCAUUCUUGGUCUUGAACCAAACCAGAGUUACGCUGCGAUGCUGGGACUUGUGGUGCAAUUUUGCACAACUCGGAAGGAGAUUGACACUAUUAAAAGAUACAAGAGUCCUCUUCUGGAUUUCUACUUGAAGACCAUUCUGAUGAGCAAGACAAAGCCUCAGAAGCAUGUGCUGGACAGCUGUUGCCCACUUCUUCGAUACAUGUCUCAUGCUGAAUUCAAGGAUUUGGUUUUGCCAACUCUGCAGAAAUCUCUUCUACGGAGUCCUGAGAAUGUAAUUGAAACAAUCUCUUGCUUGCUCGUAUCUGUGAACCUGGAUCUCAGCCAGUACGCUCUAGAUAUUGUGAAAGGACUGGCCAGUCAUCUGAAAUCCAACAGCGUGCAGCUGAUGGAUGAAGCAGUUGUGGCAUUAAAGAACUUGGCUCGACAGUGUAGUGAUCCUUCGGCUGUGGAGUCUCUGGGCAAACACCUUUUUGCCAUCUUAGGGGGCUCAGAAGGGAAGCUGACGGUUGUUGCUCAGAAGAUGAGUGUCCUUUCAGGGAUUGGCAGCCUUAGUCACCAUGUGGUUUCUGGAUCCUCUAGCCAAGCUCUGACUGGAACCGUGGCUGAGCUUUUCAUCCCUUUCCUGCAACAAGAAGUCCACGAAGGCACGCUGGUUCAUGCAGUCUCUGUGCUGGCUCUGUGGUGCGUUCGGCUCACCACCGAAGUUCCUAAGAAGCUGGUGGAGUGGCUGAAGAAGGCCUCCAGCCUUAAAACCUCUACUUCGGCUGUCAGACAUGCCUACCUGCAGUGCAUGCUGGCCUCUUUCAAAGGCGACACGUUAUUACAGGGAAUGGACUUGCUGCCAUUGCUGAUCCAGACAGUAGAAAAAGCAGCAUCUCAAAGUACUCAGGUUCCCCUGGUAACUGAGGGGGUUGCUGCAGCCUUGUUGAUCUGCAGGAUGUCUGUAAUUGAGGGACAAACAGAGUCUAAGCUGAGUGGUUUCUGGCAGCUGAUUCUGGAUGAGAAAAAACAAAUUUUUACAUCUGAGAAAUUCUUGCAGUCUGCAUCAGAGGAAGCGAUGUGUACAGUGCUGCAACUGACCGAGCGCCUUCUCUUGGAUCAUGCACAACGACUGCCUGAAAGUAAAGUUCAGCAGUAUCACCGUGCCCUUGUUGCAGUACUGCUCAGUCGGACCUGGCACGUUCGCAGACAGGCCCAUCAAACUGUUAAGAAGCUCCUGUCCGCUCUGGGAGGGUACAAGCUGGCCUAUGGGCUCUUGGAGGAGCUGAAAGUGGUUCUCAGUUCUCAUAAGGUUCUGCCUCCUGAGGUCCUGGUGAUGGAGUCAGGAGAGCUGUCGGAGCUGGGAAAAACCUACAUUCCUCCCCGUGUCCUUCACGAGGCGCUCUGUGUCAUCUCAAGCGUGGCAGCGCUCGAUGUGGAUUCCUUUGAGCCAGAAAAGCUGGCGCUGGAGAUGUUGCUGAUGAGCCAUCAUCCAUCUGUAGUGGCAGUGCAGCCAGGUCUUUGGCCAGCCCUCCUCAUCAAGAUGAAGAUAGAUCCCAAAGACUUUAUUAACAAACACCUGAGCGACAUAUUACCCAGGAUCACUGCCUACUCUCCAGAGAAUCAGUCAUCUAUGAAUGCAGUGGGAUCUCUCUCUCAGCUUUCACCUGGUAGAGUGCUCCCACAGCUCAUCAGCACUAUCUCGGCAUCAAUGGAGAAUCCAGCUCUGUGCCAGGUUACGCGAGAGGAAUUUGCCAUCCUGAAGACACCAGAGGGAGAACUGUAUGACAAAUCUAUAAUACGGAGUGCUCAACAGGAUAGUAUGAAAAAGACUAACAUGAAGAGGGAGAACAAGGCUUAUUCCUUCAAGGAACAAAUAAUUGAACUGGAGCUGAAAGAGGAAAUAAAGAAGAAGAAAGGAAUAAAGGAUGAGGUGCAGCUCACUAGCAAGCAGAAGGAGCUGAUGCAUGCACAGCUGGAAAGGGAGUCUCAGAUAAGGAAGCGUCUGAAGGAGCUUGAUAAUGAGCUGGAAACAGCUCUAGGACUCCUGGACACUGUUAUAAAGAGAAAGCCUCCUGGUCUAACUCAGUACAUCCCUGGUCUCAUCGGUUCCUUCCUGCCACUUUUUCGAUCACCUUUGGCUGCUCCAAGGAUUAAGGAACCUUUUCUUUCCUUAGCUUCCUGUGUCAUGCCUGCUCGACUGAAAACCUUCGGUACUUUAGUGAGCCACGUGACCUUGCGCCUGAUGAAACCAGAAUGUGAGUUAGAUGAAUCCUGGUGUCAAGAAGAGCUCCCUACUGCUCUGAACAGAGUGGUUAGCUUGCUGCAUGCCCACACCAUUCCCAGCCGAACAGGCAAGGGAGAGCCAGCUGCUGCCCCAUUAUCAGCUCCAGCGUUUUCCUUAGUCUUUCCUCUCCUAAAGACUGUUAUGACUGACACCCCUCAAGAUAGUGAAGACAAGGAGGAGUUUCUGGUCAAGAUUCUGCAGAUCCUGACGGUCCAUGCUCAGCUGAGAUCCUCGGCAAAUGGCCAGGCUUUGCUGGUGGAUGAGAAUGGCCCAGAGUUGCUGCCCCGGAGGGACAUGCUGGUUCUGCUGACGCAGGUGGUGGGAACAGGUUCUCCACGGCUACAGGUUUUGGCUUCUGAUGCACUGACCAUCCUGUGCGCAAGCAGCAGUGGGGAGGACGGCUGUGCCUAUGCGGAACAGGAGGAGAUCGAUGUGUUGCUUCAGGCCCUGCAGUCUCCAUGCAUGAAUGUCCGAGAUGCAGCUCUCAGGGGACUGAUGGAGCUGCAAAUGGUUCUACCAACCCCAGAUAGUGAUGAAAAGAACGGACUGAAUCUGUUGCGUCGCCUUUGGGUAGUAAGGUUUGAUGUGGAAGACGGGAUUCAGAGGCUGGCAGAGAGGUUAUGGGAGUCCAUGGGUCUGGAGCUGCAGCCUGACCUCUGCUCUCUGCUCAUCAAAGACGUCAUCUACCAUGAAGAGGCAGUGCGGCAAGCAGGAGCUGAAGCUCUUUCCAGAGCUGUAGCUCAGUAUCGAAACCAAGCGGCAGAGGUCAUGAAUAAACUUACAGAGAUUUACCAGGAGAAGCUUUAUAGGCCACCUCCAGUUUUGGAUGCUUUGGGACGAGUAAUAUCUGAAUCACCACCUGACCAGUGGGAAGCAAGGAGCGGCAUAGCUUUGGCUCUCAACAAGCUCUCACAGCAUCUGGACAGUUCUCAGGUGAAGCCCCUCUUCCAGUUUUUUGUACCGGAUGCUCUGAAUGAUCGCAAUCCUGAAGUCAGGAAGUGCAUGUUAGAUGCGGCUCUUUCAACCCUCAACACUCACGGCAAAGACAAUGUUAACUCUCUCUUGCCAGUGUUUGAAGAAUUCCUGAAAAAUGCUCCUAAUGAUGCCAGUUACGAUGCCGUCAGGCAAAGCGUGGUCAUUCUGAUGGGUUCACUGGCAAAACAUCUGGACAAGAGUGACCCUAAAGUGAAACCAAUUGUUGGCAAACUGAUAGCAGCCUUGUCCACACCAUCUCAGCAGGUUCAAGAGUCAGUGGCAAGCUGUUUACCACCUCUGGUGCCUGCAAUUAAGGAGGAUGCAGGAGGAAUGAUACAGAAGCUAAUGCAGCUGCUUUUAGAGUCUGAUAAGUAUGCUGAGCGUAAAGGUGCGGCUUACGGGCUGGCAGGUCUGGUGAAAGGCCUUGGCAUCCUUUCUCUGAAGCAGCAGGAGAUGAUGACCACACUGACCGAUGCUAUCCAGGACAAGAAGAACUUCCGUCGGCGUGAGGGUGCUCUGUUUGCUUUCGAGAUGCUCUGCAGCAUGCUUGGAAAGCUCUUUGAGCCCUAUGUGGUUCAUGUGCUGCCUCACUUGCUGCUUUGUUUUGGAGAUGGGAACCAGUACGUACGAGAGGCUGCAGAUGACUGUGCCAAAGCUGUGAUGAGCAACUUGAGUACUCAUGGAGUGAAGCUGGUUUUGCCAUCACUUCUUGCAGCACUGGAAGAGGAAUCUUGGAGAACUAAAGCUGGAUCAGUGGAACUGCUGGGGGCCAUGGCGUACUGUGCUCCCAAACAGCUUUCCUCUUGCUUACCCAAUAUUGUGCCCAAACUUACUGAGGUGCUCACGGAUUCUCACGUGAAGGUGCAGAACGCAGGCCAGCAAGCUCUCAGGCAGAUUGGGUCUGUCAUCAGGAAUCCCGAGAUCCUGGCAAUCGCUCCAGUUCUGUUGGAUGCUCUCACUGACCCUUCCAGGAAGACCCAGAAGUGUCUACAGACUCUGCUAGAUACCAAAUUUGUCCAUUUCAUUGAUGCUCCGUCCUUAGCACUGAUCAUGCCAAUUGUUCAGAGAGCUUUUCAAGAUCGUUCCACGGACACCAGGAAAAUGGCAGCCCAGAUCAUUGGAAACAUGUACUCCCUGACUGAUCAGAAGGAUCUGGCUCCUUACCUACCCAGCGUGACUCCUGGACUGAAGGCAUCUCUGUUGGAUCCCGUACCUGAAGUGCGUACCGUGUCUGCAAAGGCACUGGGAGCCAUGGUCAAGGGAAUGGGAGAGUCGUGUUUCGAGGAUUUGUUGCCAUGGCUGAUGGAGACACUGACAUAUGAGCAGAGCUCAGUGGACCGAUCUGGUGCUGCUCAAGGUCUGGCUGAAGUUAUGGCUGGUUUGGGGGUAGAAAAGCUGGAGAAACUUAUGCCAGAGAUUGUAGCUACUGCCAGUAAAGUGGAUAUUGCUCCGCAUGUACGAGAUGGUUAUAUCAUGAUGUUCAACUACCUGCCAAUUACCUUUGGAGACAAGUUCACUCCCUAUGUUGGUCCCAUCAUUCCUUGUAUCCUUAAGGCCCUGGCAGACGAGAACGAGUUUGUGCGGGACACUGCCCUGCGCGCGGGCCAGAGAAUCAUCAGUAUGUAUGCCGAGACUGCCAUUGCCCUUCUCCUGCCCCAGCUUGAGGAUGGCCUCUUUGAUGACUUGUGGAGGAUAAGGUUUAGCUCAGUUCAGCUCCUUGGAGAUCUUCUGUUCCAUAUCUCAGGAGUCACUGGAAAAAUGACCACAGAAACCGCCUCAGAAGAUGACAAUUUUGGAACAGCCCAGUCAAACAAGGCUAUUAUUAAUGCUCUUGGUGUGGAGAGGAGGAACAGGGUGCUGGCAGGGCUGUACAUGGGCCGCUCUGACACCCAGCUGGUGGUGCGUCAAGCCUCCCUACAUGUCUGGAAGAUUGUAGUCUCAAACACUCCUCGCACGCUGCGUGAAAUUUUGCCAACCCUCUUUGGGCUUCUGCUGAAAUUCUUGGCCAGUACUUGCGCAGAUAAGCGAACGGUUGCAGCACGGACAUUAGGAGACCUUGUCCGAAAGUUAGGAGAGAAGAUCCUUCCUGAAAUCAUUCCUAUUCUGGAAGAUGGACUGAGGUCAGACAAGAGUGAUGAGAGGCAAGGAGUCUGCAUUGGCCUGAGCGAGAUAAUGAAAUCUACCAGCAGGGACGCGGUACUGCUUUUCUCUGAGUCCCUAGUUCCUACAGUGAGAAAAGCACUCUGUGACCCUCUGGAAGAAGUCCGAGAGGCUGCAGCUAAAACAUUUGAACAGUUGCACUCAACAAUUGGACAUCAGGCUCUUGAAGAUAUCCUGCCGUUUUUGCUGAAGCAGCUGGUAAGCACUGCUCAACAUCCAUCAGUUAGGGCUGUAAAGAGCGGGGUGGUGCUGCCGUAUUUGGUGCCAAAGCUGACUACUCCCCCUGUGAACACCCGUGUGCUAGCGUUCCUCUCAUCGGUGGCAGGGGACGCUCUGACACGGCACUUGAGUGUCAUCCUGCCUGCUAUGAUGUCUGCGCUCAAAGAGAAGCUGGGGACCAGCGAAGAACAACUGGAGAUGGCAAACUGCCAGUCUGUAAUCCUGUCUGUGGAAGAUGAUGCUGGACAAAGAAUUAUAACUGAAGAUUUAUUAGAAGCUACGCGGAGCCCUGAACUGGGAAUGAGACAGGCAGCAGCUGUCAUUCUGAAUAUCUACUGCUCCAAGACAAAAGCAGACUAUACUGGUCAUCUCAAGAGCUUGGUUUCAGGCUUGAUACGCCUAUUUAAUGAUACCAACCCUGUAGUUCUGAAUGAAAGCUGGGAUGCGCUUAAUUCCAUCACCAAGAAAUUAGAUGCUGGGAACCAGCUUGCUCUCAUUGAGGACCUGCACAAGGAUAUCCGGAUUGUGGGGAACGAGGCGAAAGGCGAGCAUGUGCCAGGAUUCUGUAUUCCUAAGAAGGGAGUGACUUCCAUACUCCUGGUGCUGCGGGAAGGUGUGUUAACUGGUAAUCCAGAGCAGAAAGAGGAGGCAGCAAAGGCCUUAGGACUGGUUAUUAAGCUCACUUCUGCUGAAGCUCUUAAACCAUCUGUGGUGAGCAUUACUGGGCCCCUCAUUCGGAUCUUGGGAGAUCGGUUCAGCUGGAAUGUCAAGGUGGCUCUGCUUGAAACAUUAAGCCUUCUUUUAGCUAAGGUUGAGAUUGCCCUGAAACCAUUUUUGCCCCAGCUGCAAACAACCUUUACCAAAGCUCUGCAAGACUCAAACCGUGCUGUUCGCCUUAAAGCUGCCGAUGCUCUUGGUAAACUCAUCAUCAUCCAUGUAAAAGUGGAUCCCCUCUUUACGGAGCUACUGAAUGGAAUCCGUUCCAGCGAUGACUCUGCCAUCAGGGACACAAUGCUGCAAGCUCUGCGGUUUGUAACACGAGGAGCUGGUGCAAAAGUAGAUGCUGCCAUUAGGAAGAAUAUCAGCACGGUGCUUCUGGGGAUGCUGGGACAUGAUGAGGAUGCCACCCGCAUGGCCUCAGCUGGCUGCCUGGCUGAACUGUGUGCGUUUCUAUCAGAAGAGGAGCUCGGUACUGUUCUCCACCAGCACUUACUGGCAGAUGUCUCUGGCAUCGACUGGAUGGUGAGACACGGACGAAGCCUGGCUCUCUCUGUGGCUGUAAAUGUUGCUCCGAGCAGGCUGUGUUCCCCCAAAUACUACAGCAGCGUUCAGGAGAUGAUCCUCAGCAACGCCACUGCUGACAGGAUUCCCAUUGCAGUUAGUGGCAUCAGAGGGAUGGGCUUUCUUAUGAAAUACCACAUGGAAGGAGGAGGGAACCUGCCUCCAAAACUUUCCAGCCUCUUCAUUAAGUGUCUUCAGAACUCAUCCAGCGACAUAAAGUUAGUUGCAGAAAAGAUGAUCUGGUGGGCAAAUAAAAACCAUCUUCCCUCACUGGAUCCUCAGACAAUUAAACCAAUUCUCAAAGCACUCCUGGACAACACAAAGGACAAAAACACCAGCGUAAGAGCCUACAGUGACCAAGCUAUUGUCAAUCUUCUGAAGAUGCGAGUGGGUGACGAAGUGCUUGAGUCAGUUUCCAAGAUUCUAGAUGCUGCCAGCUUGGAGCUUCUCAAUGAGAGCUGCAGGAGAUCUCUGAAGAAGCUGGCUAGCCAGGCUGACUCAGAGGAACAGAUAGACGACACUAUACUGACGUGAUAAUAAAACUCCAGAAGACAAGAAAACACUGAACCAACCGCUGCAUCAGCAUUUCAACUCAAACCACCUAUUUUAAAUGUUUUCAUUUUUGAAAAUGUUAAUUCUGAUGGGAUUUCAUGAAAAGGACUCCCAGAGAGUAUUUUAGUAUCAAGUAUACCAGAAUAGCCUUAAUUAGACCCACAAUAGCUGAAAAUUGAAAAUUUGGUCCCCUUUUUGAAACAGGUACUGUGCAAGAAACAGACUUACUAAUCAGUACUGGUGAAUCGUGGCCAAUUGUGAGAUGUGGCUAGAGCACAUCAGGCUUAAACUCCUGUGACACCUAUUUCCUUUCCAGGGUCUGUGCAAAAACUCCAGUGGUGGAAGUACUGGUGGUCUUUUCCACGCACCCUGGGAAGCAGAAAUGGGACUCGGUGAAAGUUAAAGCGUAUUGUUUUUGUGUACUGCUAACUUGCUGCUUGUGACGGUUCUGAAGACUGAAACUCCCUGUAAAACGAAGUAUUUAAAAUAGCCUUAGAAAUCACAAACGCGAAAGGGGGAUUAAAUGCAGUCUGUUUAAAGAAGGAACAUUUAAUAAAGGCUCUGACUUUGAUCCUUCUGGUGUAAA
Molecule: messenger RNA, 8578 nt
Organism: Apaloderma vittatum (bar-tailed trogon)
Lineage: Eukaryota; Metazoa; Chordata; Aves; Trogoniformes; Trogonidae
Gene: GCN1
Product: GCN1 general control of amino-acid synthesis 1-like 1 (yeast)
Exons: 57
Biological process (GO): cellular response to amino acid starvation; regulation of translation
Cellular component (GO): cytosol
Molecular function (GO): protein kinase regulator activity
Source: RefSeq, a predicted model, not a curated record